GCCAGUAAACUGCGAGUCCUCCUUGCUCCGUCGCCCUCUGUCUCCUCUCCUCACAUCUCCCCUCUCUCACUGCCGUUCCCCAAAGCAGUUUCGGCUUCUCUUCUCGGGCGAGGGGGAGGCCGGCGGCGGCGACCUUCGCGAGGACAGAAGGGAAGGGGCGCGUUGGAUCCCGCUGGGUUGGAUUGGAUUGGGAUCGGAUCACCGUGGGCAGAUGCGCUGAGCUCCUGCCGGGCAGAGUGAGCUAUGGGCGACCUUGCUGAUCUCGCGUGCGCGGGCGAGGCCGCGCGCUCGCAUCUCGCCGGCGGCGGCCGCCGGGACCUGCUGGCGGAGCUGCUGGAGCUCGCGGCGGCGGACGACGCCGCGGGGUUCCGGGAGAAGCUCGCGGCGGCAGGCGGCGAUGCGGAGCUGGCGGACGGGGUCGGUCUGUGGUACGGCCGGAGCAAGGCGUACGAGCCGCGCACGCCGCUGAUGGUGGCGGCGACGUACGGCAGCGCGGAGGUGGUGGCGCUGCUGCUCGGCCUGGGAUGUGUCGACGUCAACCGGCGCCCGGGCAUCGACGGCGCUACCCCGCUGCACUGCGCCGCCUCCGGCGGCUCGCGGAACGCCGUCGCCAUCGUCAAGGUACUCCUGGCUGCCGGCGCCGACCCGGUCAUUCCCGACGCCACCGGCCGCUUCCCUGCCGACGUCAUCCUGGCUCCUCCUGCUUCACCGGACGCCUUGGGCGAUCUGGAGAUGCUCCUUGGUCGCCGCCGAGGUCUAGCUGUCACGACCUCGGUACCAUCGGGCUCGUCCUCCCCGCCGCUCUCGUCCUCGCCGGAUGAGGGCAACAGGUCGCCAUCCACGCGGUCAUCUUCGUUGUCCCCGAUCACCGUGGACCGUGCCAAGAAGGAGUACCCGGUGGAUCCGACGCUGCCAGACAUCAAGAGCAGCGUCUAUGCCUCCGACGAGUUCCGCAUGUUCGCAUUCAAGGUGCGGCCCUGCUCCAGGGCCUACUCGCAUGACUGGACCGAGUGUCCGUUCGUGCACCCCGGCGAGAACGCCCGCCGCCGGGACCCCCGCAAGCACCCGUACACUGCUGUGCCCUGCCCCAACUUCCGCCGCCCUGGUGGCUGCCCCAGCGGUGAUAGUUGCGAGUUCUCCCAUGGUGUGUUCGAGAGCUGGCUCCACCCGUCGCAGUACCGCACAAGGCUCUGCAAGGAGGGCGCAGCUUGUGCCCGCCGCAUCUGCUUCUUCGCCCAUGAUGAAGAUGAGCUCCGCCAUGUGCCUCACAAUAGUGGUGCAGGUUUGCUGUCUCCCCGUGCCUCUUCAUCUAUUGACAUGACUGCUGCUGCUGCUCUUGGGCUGCUACCUGGAUCUCCUACCAGGCACUUUGUGCCAACCCCUCUGUCGCCAUCUGCCACCAACAAUGGUGGAGGUGCUGCUGCUCAUUGGCUCCAAGGUAGCAGGCUGCGUUCUUCUUUCAAUCCAAGGGAUGCACAGGCUGAUGACCUUGGCGCGCUCCUGGAAUGGGAAUCACAAUACCUUGGAGCGCUCAGCCUCCCACAAAACAGCCGAUCCCAGCCCCGUCUUUCUACUGGUCUGAGCAUUCGGCCAACAGCAAUUGCUCCAUCUAACCUCGAAGAGAUGUAUGCUUCAGACAUGGCAAUGUCACCAAGGUUCACUAAUGACCAAAGUCACUCAGUCUACUCACCAGCACACAAAUCAGCCCUCCUAAACAAGUUUCAUCAACAAAAGGGCCUCCUGUCACCUGUUAAUACCAACAGGAUGUACUCUCCAAGGGGUCUCGAUCCGUCAAUUAUUCAUUCUCCAUUUGGUGGUAUGUCUCCUCGGUCCCCUCGGACCAUGGAGCCAACAUCUCCCCUAAGUGCCCGUGUUGGAGCUACUGUCACACAGCGUGAUAUGUUUGAUCAUUUCUCGUCCGUGAACAAGCAUCAGUUGCCAUCUGUUGGUUCGCCACGGAAUCUUAAUGCUUCAUGGAGCAACAUUGGUACCCCAAAGAGUAAGGUUGACUGGGGUAUUGACAAUGAGGAGCUGGUCCGUUUGAGGCAUCCUGCUCAACCAGGAGCUGCAGAAGAGGAGCCAGAUGUGUCAUGGGUGCAGUCACUGGUGAACAAUGCUGAGCUGAAUGGCAAGCGGGGUGAAAUGGCAGGCAUGGCCUCUGGACCGAUGAGUAGGCCUGACCUGAGCAGUCAGGGUGAUUCAGUGGAUCAGACGAUGAUUGCUUCUUGGCUUGAGCAGCAGAUGCACUUGGAGCCGAAAUAACUGUCAAGGGAGGCCUUUUACUGCUAAGGUGGACGAAACCUUCAUUUUGCUGGAUUAGUUACCGAAGAAUAGUUAUUUGUCCUAGUAAAUAAUAAUAUUCUUUUGUAUUCUUGAAAUUUUUGUUCGCAAAAGUCAGAGAUGGUGGUCCUCAGCAAAGCAUUCGGUCAGAGAUUGGUAGCUGAAAGCAGCUGCCCAGUAUUGGUAAACGACCUGUUACUUUGGAGGUCCUAACUAGUAUUCUUUUCAUUAGUUCAGAUGAGGUAAAAUUCAUAUGGUCCACCAUGAGUCAAUAGUAAUUGUGUUGAUCUCUGUAACAAAAGAGAUUAUAGUUCUUUUCCCCUCAUUUAUCAAUGAAUGAUUUCAUGAAAACAUCAAUAAUUCCAAUUUGUUGUUCCUCAGGUUAAUACAUCUGUACUUUCAUA
Molecule: messenger RNA, 2684 nt
Organism: Panicum hallii
Lineage: Eukaryota; Viridiplantae; Streptophyta; Magnoliopsida; Poales; Poaceae
Product: zinc finger CCCH domain-containing protein 50-like
Exons: 2
Coding region: 244-2262 (672 amino acids)
Molecular function (GO): protein binding; metal ion binding
Source: RefSeq, a predicted model, not a curated record